AAAAUCUCAACAAAGUUAAUACGUCGCCGUUUUGUGUUUUAUUAUCCCUUUUCUACUUUUCCCUUAAAUAACCGUCGGACUCGUAUUUCUCGCCUCCGCCGGCGAACUGUUUUCUCUCAUCUUUCUCUCUCUAAAACUCGUGGUCUAAUUUCUGCCACAAAACCCUAAUUUUCUUAAACCCUAAAUUUCCUGUGAUUUCUGAUACAAUUGAUUCAAUUUUGUUGUUGAUUUCUCAAUCCAUUGUUUACGAAUCUCUUAUCUAAGCUACAUUCUCCGGGAAUCGUUUUAGUCGUCUCGAUUAUAGAGUCGCUUACCCAAGGGUUGACUCGUUAUCUCUUUCGCUAAUUGCUGUUGAAUUUUUAUGCAAUGAUGGUGCAUAAUGGAGGAAACUAAAGGAUUCUGUGAUCCGGAGAAUGGGAGCUCGAGUUACGGCGGAAAACCGCCGAAUCCUCUCUCCUUCUCAUCUUCUUCCUCUUCUUCCGCCGCCUUAUACAGGCAGGGAUUUGACGGCGACCGAUUUCUGGCGCCGUGUAAUAAGAAGUCGCUGGUUCGACACUCAUCUCUCGUGAAGACAAAGGUGUCAGAUAUAUCUGUUGAGAACGAGUUUGCUUUAGAGAAGAACAACUCAGAGUUUGAGUUUGUUCCUGCUAUGCGUUCUGGAGCUUGGUCUGAUAUUGGCUCGAGGUCAAGCAUGGAAGAUGCUUAUCUAUGCCUCGAUAAUUUCAUGGAUAGUUAUGGUCUCAAGAACUCUGAAGAAGGACCAAGUGCCUUUUAUGGGGUAUUUGAUGGACAUGGUGGGAAGCAUGCGGCUGAUUUUGCGUGUCACCAUAUACCGAGGUACAUUGUUGAGGAUCAAGAGUUUCCUAGUGAAAUCAAUAAGGUGAUUUCUUCGGCGUUUCUUCAAACAGACACUGCCUUCUCAGAGGCGUGUGCUUCGGAUGGGAGCCUUUCUUCAGGAACUACUGCUUUAGCAGCUAUUCUCUUUGGGAGGUCGUUGGUGGUGGCAAACGCUGGAGAUUGCAGAGCAGUCUUGUCUCGUCAGGGGAAAGCCAUUGAAAUGUCGAAAGACCACAAGCCCAUGAGCAGUAAAGAGAGAAGACGCAUCGAGGCAUCAGGUGGAUAUGUAUACGACGGCUACCUAAACGGGCAGCUUAACGUGGCUCGUGCCCUCGGGGACUUUCACAUGGAAGGCAUGAAGAAUAACAAAGACGGUUCUAACAAUGGACCUCUCAUUGCAGAGCCUGAGGUCAUUACAACUAAACUAACCGAAGAAGACGAGUUCCUCAUAAUGGGGUGCGAUGGGGUCUGGGAUGUGUUCAUGAGCCAGAACGCCGUGGAUUUCGCUAGAAGGAGACUCCAGGAGCACAAUGAUCCGGUCAUGUGUAGUAGAGAGCUGGUUGAGGAAGCUUUGAAGAGGAAGAGUGGGGAUAAUGUGACGGCGGUUGUUGUGUGUCUUCAGCCGCAGCCGCCACCCAACUUGGUUGCGCCGAGGCUGAGGGUUCAACGGAGCUUCUCGGCGGAGGGUUUGAAAGAUUUACAAAGCUACUUGGAUGGCUUGGGGUGCUAAUGAGGAGGGUGACGAAUGAUUUGAUUACUCUGUUUUUGUUUUUGUUUUUGUCUUUUGUUACAAUUUAUAUAGUUUUUGGGUUUUUGGAGGUUUUUAUUUGUUAAAUUCUUGCAAUUUGAGUAAGCUAUUAGAUCAGGCGGCAUACAAUUAUUUAUUGUUUGGUAAAAUAUAUAUUUUUGUCACUUUUUUAUAAUAAUAAUUCUGCAUCAGUUUCACUUUUUUUUAGAAAUAAAGAG
Messenger RNA from Thlaspi arvense, 1803 nucleotides. The record is from the annotation of a GenBank genome assembly. Lineage: Eukaryota; Viridiplantae; Streptophyta; Magnoliopsida; Brassicales; Brassicaceae.